AUGCUUUUCAAUGCAUGUGCUCAAUUACGUAAUGAACGUGCAUUAAAAAUUAAGAAUAGUUUUCUUAAUCAAAUGUCAAAACUAUUUAAUAGUACUAAUCAUGUAGUUAAUUCAUUUUUAAAUAUAUUAAUAAAAUUUCGUGAUAUAUCAAGUGCAGAAAAUGUAUUUGUUCAAAUGAAGACCAAAGAGAUUAUUACUUGUGGUAUAAUAAUGCAAGAGGGAAAAGUUGGUUAUGUUGGUAAAGCAUUAAACAUAUUUGAUCAUGUUGAAAAACCUAAUAAAAUGAUUUAUACAGCUAUGAUUAAUUCAUUUGGACUUAAUGGAAUGGGUCAUGAAGCUGUUGAUUUGUAUCGACGAAUGCCUAUUGAUAUUCAUGAUGAAGUUACUUAUAUUUGUAUAUUGAAUGCAUGUUCUCAUUCGGGUCUUAUUGAUGAAGCUCAUUCUAUUUAUAAUAACAUUAAAGUCAAAACAGAAAGAAUUACUACCGCUAUGGUAGAUUGUAUGAGUCGUAUGUUUAUGUUUGAUGAAGCUCAACAAUUAAUUGAUAAUUUUGAAUUAUCUCAUCCACCUGGUUUUGCCAUGUAUAUGGCAUUAUUAUCCAGUGCACGGAAUCAUCGAAAUUUUAUUUUAUCAGAAAAAGUAUUAGAUCGAAUGAAAAAGCUGUUUCCGAAAAACAAACAAGGUCUUAUAGCUGGUUCCGUUCUUCUUUGUAAUACUUAUUCUUCUGUUGGAGAAGACGAACAAGCAAAAGAAGCUCGACUCAAACAAUUACAUCAAAUAGGAAAGAAUAAAAUAGUUGGAAUAACAUGGACUGCACCUAAGGGUGAAGUUGUGCGAUUUAAGACCCACGACAAUAGUCAUCCUCAAUCGAAAGAAAUAUACGUUGAAAUUGCACGUAUGUCUGUUGAACUUAAAGAAAACGGACAUCAAUAUGACUCAAGAUGGAUAACUCGUGAAAUAAAUGAUGAUGAAAGCAUAGAGUCAAUUUUAUGUAGUCAUAGUGAAAAAUUAGCUAUAGCUUUCAAUUUUAUUCAACAGGCAAUACCAAAUGUUAUUCAAGUUACUAGAAAUCUUCGUAUAUGUGGUGAUUGUCAUUCAGCUGUAAAAUUGAUAGCUAAACUUCGUCAACGUCCAAUCAUUAUUCGUGAUACUAAUCGCUUUCAUCAUUUUGAUACAAGUGGACAAUGUUCUUGUCAAGAUCAUUUUUAA
This is a messenger RNA of Rotaria sp. Silwood1, 1209 nucleotides long. NCBI's taxonomy places the organism in Eukaryota, Metazoa, Rotifera, Eurotatoria, Philodinida, Philodinidae. The record is from the annotation of a GenBank genome assembly.